Molecule: messenger RNA, 1373 nt
Organism: Exophiala viscosa
Lineage: Eukaryota; Fungi; Ascomycota; Eurotiomycetes; Chaetothyriales; Herpotrichiellaceae
Product: transcription factor subunit Med10 of mediator complex-domain-containing protein
Exons: 1
Coding region: 149-1279 (376 amino acids)
Biological process (GO): regulation of transcription by RNA polymerase II
Cellular component (GO): mediator complex
Molecular function (GO): transcription coregulator activity
Source: RefSeq, a predicted model, not a curated record
CUCUCAAUCUUUGUCCUGACUUCAACACCGUCACUCAUACAAACCUGAGCCUCACUCUUCCUACGCUUGUGUCUACUGUGCAAUCUCUUCAAUUUCUCGGUUCUCAUAAGGAGAUACUGACAGGACAACGAUAUCAAGGUUCAAGAACAUGGCGCCGAGAGGCCGUGUCAUAAUUCUGCGACGUGGGGCGGCCACUGCGGGCGAUCGUGCAACCAGCAAUAACCACGACGAAGCCCAUGCGCCACAAUCCAACGGCAAUGCAGGUCCGAGCCGAAUCCUUAGCCGUGGCGGUGGGGGAGCCAGAGGACGGGGACCAAGACCGAGAGGCCAAAAUGCUCAUUCUCAAAAUGUCCAUCAACAUCAACAACAGCUAUCCACCACUACCCAGCGCUCUACCACAAUACACCUUUCUCCCGAAGCACUGCGAGAGUUCCCCCCAGGAUCCUGCGGCCCAUUCAUCACACUCAAGCUCAAGAAGCGAGACCAGCAAGCAGUGCCGGGUUUUCGCAAGUUUUUCUCAGAGUCACCACCAGUUUUGUCGUCAGGCGAUACAUCGUCGCACACAGAUCAAGGACCCAGCCCAGAGACUCCAGCUCCGGAUCAUUCCUCCCCUGAUUUCGUGCAGCUGGUUGAUCCUGCGGAUACAGAUACGGCGGAUCAUCAACCUUCACAGCAUACUGUCGACGUUGAGCCCCCAGCAAUCGUCGAUAACGACAACGGCAACAGCCUUGUACAAGGAUUUGCGACUACCGGUACUGGCGAACCCGACCUGGGUCCCCAGAACUCGGCAACCACAAUGGCCCCCGUCAAAGAUACAUCCAGCGUCCACCUAACCAUCAAAGACAUAAUCCAACAUCUCUCGGAUAUCCAAUUCCAAACGCACGGCUAUGUCCCCGAGACUCAGGAUCUGAUGGUCGAUAAAAUGACCGACCUCGCACAAUCACUCGCUCGUCUACAGUCUUUGACGUCCACAACAGCAAGCCCGAACAAUCAUGUCCACAGUAUAUCCAUUGCGCCUGAGAUCGUGGACUAUGUCGACGAUGGACGCAACCCCGAUAUCUUUACUAGGGAUUUCGUGGAGAAUGUCCAGCGCGGAAAUGCUGUGAUCAAUGGCAAGCAGCAGGCUUUCAGGGAUUUUACGGAGAUAUAUGCGAAGGCGCUGAAGGAUGGUGUGCCGGGUGUGAGGAGGCAGGUUGAUAGGGUUAUGGAGAAUGCUGGAUUCGAGAUUGAACACGGCGAUGCGGCGAACGGGGCAGGACAGGGAGAGUCACAUUCAUGAAUGGAACGGAUGGUAUGCUGCGGACUAGUCUGUUCUUCAGGAAUGAUUUAGUUGACGAGGAGUAUUGGUCAAAACAUGCAUAGCGAGAUGAAAU